This is a messenger RNA of Linum trigynum, 357 nucleotides long. The record is from the annotation of a GenBank genome assembly. NCBI's taxonomy places the organism in Eukaryota, Viridiplantae, Streptophyta, Magnoliopsida, Malpighiales, Linaceae.
AUGAGGAAAAAACGUCAGGUUCAGGGGACCUUGCUAGUCGGAGGCGCAACCAGCGACCGGAGCUCCGUUACCUUACCGCCCUCCACCAGGCAUUGGGCCCACUUCACUGUUUCCACCAAAUUUGGCCCGGCUACUCAAUCAGACAGCACGGACUCUCAACAGUGGCUCGUAUUGCGCGGUCCGCUUCCACCGACAGCUCACCAUUUCACCUUCGAGCCCACCUCCAACAAGUUCGCGGUCCGGUGUCCAUCCUCGACCCAUCACGCCCGCAUCUUCAUCAUAAAAGAAAAUGCAUACGCCUUCCAAGGGAAUCGAAACAGCGACCCACAACUCUCGAAAGCAAGCUCCAACCAGUAG